AUGGUACUGUUAAAUGAAGGUACUGUUACUCCAAAUUCUGUUAUGGAAUUCAUUGAUACCGUGAUAGAGAAUCUCAUUGAUCCACUGAAACUUGAUGAUCCAAGUUCACUCCUUCAUGUCGAGGGACUCGUGGAUCAAGUUGAAAAGGUUUUGAAGGAGUUGAAGUUCCUUUUUAGUUUUGUCAACUUUGUUUCAGACAGAUGCGUAGAGCCUGAGGUCCAGCAUACUUUCUUCACUCAUGUUUUAGAAGUGGCCUGGCACACAAUAAUGGUUACCUGGUUGUAUCUUCCAAGCCAUGCCGGCGGAUCUCCAGAUCCAGACUCUGCUCCAGCUGAAGGGUAUCCUUUGUUUUCUGAUCUACUACGAAGCAAAAUUCAGCCUAUUGAGCCAAGCAUCUCCAAGAUCUAUAUCGAUGUCCUGAAAGCUAUAAAGUUACAUCAGUCACAAUGGUAUCCCGUUAUCCAAAUUAAGUAUGUGGUAGAUUGUGAAGUUGGAUUUGUGGAGACUCUCCUACACAAUUUGGAAGAGUUACCAUUCAUUUUAAGUGGACUAGAGAUAAAGAAGAUGCUCAACUUUUUGAGAGCCCAUCUACUAAUACAGGUCUCUGAAUGUUAUAUUCAAGAUAUAGAUUCAGUGAUUGUUGAUGCAGGAAUUCUUGUUUACUCAUUAAACAAAAAAGAGAAGGGUGAUCUUGAUUUCCGAGUCAAAAUUCAGAAUCUGCAAGCAAUGAUCUAUCUCAUCACAAGAAAGACAUUUCUCCUUCAGUCCAACUUGUCUGGAAUUGACAGAGUGGGCUCUGCUGAUUUCAUUUUAGACAACAUGGAGAAGUUUCUAAGCGUCUAUCCAAAUUCAGUUGUUUCUGUCAAGAGCCAACUUCAGACAAUUCAGAAAGAACUCAAGUGCUUUCAAGCUGUUGUAGAAACACAAGUCGGACUUCAACAUUUUGUAACACAUACAAAUGGUUUGGUGUAUGAGGUAGAAUAUGUAUUUGAUGCUUGUAAGAAAAAAGAUGUUCCUGAUUGGUGUCUUUUUCUCUGGAUCUUGAACAUUGGAGAGGAUAUUAGAGUGCUCAUGGCAGAGGCAGCAGAGGUUCAAGAAAAUACUGCAUUUGACUUGGUAUUGCAUAACAUCACAGCUGCUGCCCCUACACGUACUUCUUCACAAUUUGCCAGCUAUCCAAGCACGAAUGAAGAGAUGGUGGGCUUCAAGGAUGUGAUAAACGAACUAAGAGCCAAACUAAUCAAAGGAUCAGUAAAUCUUUACCUCGUUUCAAUUGUUGGAAUGCCUGGAUUAGGCAAGACAACUCUGGCAAACGAACUAUAUUUUGAUGAGUUAGUUGUCUCUUAUUUUGAUAUCUGUGUUCACUGUUGUGUCUCUCAAGAAUAUAAACGGAAGGACUUGCUACUGGCCCUUCUACAUGAUGUUAUUGAUGAUACAGCUAAACUUGAUAGAGAGGCUGAAAAUGAAUUAGCAGACAGGCUUCAGAAACUUUUAAAGCGCAAUAGAUACCUUGUCCUCAUUGAUGAUGUCUGGAAAAGGAGUGCAUGGGAUGAUUUACAGUCAUGCUUCCCUGAAAAUAACAAAGGAAGUAGAAUUAUUCUAACAACUCGGCAUUAUGAAGUUGCAUCUUAUGCUAAACACGUUAGUGAUCCCCAUAAGCUUCGAUUUUUCAGUAUUGAUGAAAGUUGGACCUUAUUACAGAAUAAGGUGUUCAACAAAGAAAGAUGUCCCCUAGUCUUAGAGGCUGUCGGCAAAAGCAUAGCACAAAAGUGUGGAGGGCUUCCUCUUUCAAUGGUUCUGGUAGUAGGUAUCCUCACAAGAAUGAAGAAGGAAAAACAUUGCUGGGAACAUGUAUAA
Molecule: messenger RNA, 1857 nt
Organism: Nicotiana tabacum (common tobacco)
Lineage: Eukaryota; Viridiplantae; Streptophyta; Magnoliopsida; Solanales; Solanaceae
Source: RefSeq, a predicted model, not a curated record